AUGUCGCGAAUCAAGCAACGCACAACCAUGACUCCAGACCACAUCACAGCAUCCACCAACAGGAACCAGGAAGUCAAUCUCCCGAGAGUGGACAGCAAAAUGGACCUCUCAGAACACAACAACGCCAGCCAAGAGUCAUCACCUCCCUCUCCAGAGAUGGACUCUCCAGCAAUCACACCACUCACUAUCUCCUUCGAUACACUCAUCUCCGCACGUCCCAACUCAACAUCACAAAAUCCCAUUCAUCUACAUCCACACCGCCAAUUCCGCUCAUCAUUCGCCGCAUUCUCGGAACGCAGGUUGAGAGAGCUCAAGAAUGAUGAGAUUGUACAGACCUUAAGUGAAGAUGAGCAAAAGGAGAAGAUCCGACAAGAAUUUGAAACCAGCGACAACAAUCCAGUCAUUCUCCUCCCAGGGGCAAAAGAAAGACUCACAGAUCUCCAAAGUGAAAGAAUCCCGUAUGAGAUAAGUACGAACUAUCAAUACGAUCCAGAGGAACUGGAUGAUGCCGUUACCGAUCUCCGGAAUAUGCUUGGUGUGCAGGGUUUUGAGAAGAGGCAGCUUGUUCAGUGCCCUACGCCGUUUAGGAAGCAUGUGUUGAAGUGUAGACGGAGGGCUGUUCUUGUUAUUGGCGUCCCAUCAAGACCUAGGUCUGAAACGAGUAGAGACUCGGGCUCACAUAUGACGGAUAAGAAUGAUGGUGCUGGGAAAGAUGAGAAUGAUGAUGAGAGGGAGAAAGCUCGAGAGUUCGCACAUUCUCUAGGUUUCGAAGACGUCUACACACCAGACGAUUACUACGCCGUAUAUCCCAAUCUCGCACCAGCUGGAUGCAAGCCUCGACGCCGAAUGUCAGCGGAAGCGAAAAAGCUAUAUGACGGCCGAAAUCAAAAAGGUCCUUGUGUUGAGAUUAAGGCUAUUCUAAUCGUCAACCCUAAUUCCAAAGGUCUCAGCAAUAGCCCGAGCGAAAACAACGACGAUAGCAAUGCAGAGUGUAAGGGAACAGGACAGGGAUUGAAUACAAUCCUACCCACUAAACUCAUCAUACCUAUACUGAAGUCCCAUACUGGUGACUUGAGAAUCGAGUCGCCUUUCAAUGGGAAAAGGGGGCUGCCGAAUGAAGGGUGGCAACAAGUUUGGGCACCGAAAGUGUGGUUUGAUGGUGUCGGCUUGGGGAAGGAGAGGUAUGAGGGUUUUAAGGGGGAGUUGGAGAGGGAAUGGUGGGGGGAAACGGGGAGGAGGGGGUGUAGAGGGCUGGUUGUCCUUUCUUAAAGAAGUGGAGGAGAAUGAUAAAUUGUCUACUGGGGGGAAUACUAGGUGGAGGGUCUGAAGGGUGACUGGCGUAUCUGUUGUGACUAGGGAGAGAGAAGGAUUGGAAUAGCAUGGGUGGAGUGGAGUAAAGUGGAGGAUAAUUAGCAUGGCAAUUGUGACAGCGAUCAUAUAUCUAUAGGCGGUUGGAAACCAC
Messenger RNA from Cadophora gregata, 1462 nucleotides. RefSeq lists its product as uncharacterized. The coding region runs from base 1 to 1269 and encodes 422 amino acids. NCBI's taxonomy places the organism in Eukaryota, Fungi, Ascomycota, Leotiomycetes, Helotiales, Ploettnerulaceae. The transcript has a single exon. The record is from RefSeq and is a predicted model, not a curated record.